This is a messenger RNA of Poecilia reticulata (guppy), 2984 nucleotides long. The record is from RefSeq and is a predicted model, not a curated record. Lineage: Eukaryota; Metazoa; Chordata; Actinopteri; Cyprinodontiformes; Poeciliidae.
UAUUUGUGUUUUGUUUAUGAUUUCUUGCAGACAAUCUUGGUCGGGGACAGCGGCGUAGGGAAGACCUCUCUUCUGGUUCAGUUUGACCAGGGCAAAUUCAUCCCAGGCUCCUUUUCUGCCACAGUUGGAAUUGGAUUCACGAAUAAAGAGGUAACUGUUGACAACGUAAAAGUCAAACUACAGAUUUGGGACACAGCAGGACAGGAACGCUUCAGAAGUGUGACUCACGCAUAUUACAGAGACGCACAUGCUUUGCUGCUUCUGUAUGACAUCACCAACAAAUCGUCGUUCGACAACAUCAGGGCGUGGUUAACAGAAAUCCAUGAGUAUGCACAGACCGACGUAGUCAUCAUGUUGCUGGGCAACAAGGCCGAUAUGAGCGGCGAACGAGCGAUCAGGAGAGACGAAGGAGAGAGGCUGGCCAGAGAGUAUUCGGUCCCUUUCAUGGAGACGAGCGCCAAGACGGGAGUCAACGUAGAGCUCGCCUUCACAGCCGUAGCCAAGGAGCUGAAGCACCGGGCCAUCCAGCACCCCAAUGAGCCCAAGUUCCAAAUUCACGAAUACAUCGAGUCACAGAAGGAGAAGUCCGGCUGCUGCAGCUACUUCUGAGUCUCACCUCCAACCACAGGCUGUCACAGGGUACGCAGAGAGCCGCUGAGUGGGAGGAACCUCCCUGCCGCUCCCAAAAUUUUUCGCUGCCAUUCAUGGGAUAUAAAAAUUCACAAGUACGUCCUUGGAAGAGUCGAGUCGAGGAGAACAUGGAGCCAGGUAUCAACGUGGACGAUCCACAGUUUACCUUCUGCCAAGAAGAGAUUCUCCAAACUCUCUUGUCAUCAGAAGCUCACGCUUCGCGAUGUGCAAACCGCAUUUUUAAUCUAAGGGAAUAUUGCCUUAUGAGUUUCUGUACUUAGCUAGCGGCGGACUUUCAGAGCGUGAGCACAACUUUAGCCAAAUUGUUGAAGAUAUGCCUUUAAGCAGCUGCAAAACUCACAUCGUGUGCAAUGCUAUGCAAAAGUAUCUGUACCCCCUUACAGCCAAAAUCGUCUGUGUAUUUUAUUCACGCUUUUGGUGGCAGACCAACACAAGACGUACUUAAUUGCCAUACGGAGGAAAAAUAAUGAAACCUUUACUAGUAAAAAUCCAAAAAGUCUUGAAAGUGUGCACUGGGCUUUGACUGGGCCACUCUAACACAUAAAUAUCAUGUGUUUAGAGUUAUUCUCCUGGUUGAUGGUGAAACAUUGGGGUGGUUUCUGAAGGCAGUUGAUUACAUUGAAAUUUUUAGUCACAACAGAGUAAAGGGGUCCAAGUUCAAAUGUGCGGCAUACUUUUCAGAUUUUUUUUUUUUUUUAUAUGCAUUGAUUUUCUUCCGCUUUGCAAUUUCUUGCUUGUUUUAUUUGACUCACUGCAUAAAGUCAAAGAUGAAACAUGAAAAUGAAACUUUAGGCACAGCAUUUUCUGCUGGGAGGAUGUACAGUAACGCCAGCCUGUGUGGAUAUCCUCCCAUGAAUACCAUAAUAACUGAGUCAUAGACUAAAGUCUAGCCUCCAGCUUACCAAAUAAGUUCCUUUUAUUGAGAAGCCAUGAAACAAACGACACUUAAUUUGUAUGUACUUGCAGAUUAUUGUGAUGCUAAUAUUACCAUGGAUUACCAUGGGUUAGACAUUUGUAACAUAGCCGGUUUACAGGCAUCUUGCUUUUUGACGGUUCUCUGCGUGGACAAUAUUUUGGUGUGUUUUUGUUUCGCUGUUGUUUCAAAUGCAGCUAAUUGCGUCGCAGGACGCUGUCAGCGAGACUCUUUUUGCCAACUUAAUGUUAUUUUGCGUGUGUUGAAAAAUGCAAAUAUGCUAAAAAAAAAAACAUCGAGACAAACCAGCUUCUUACUACGAAUGUAAGACACAAAGAAAUGAAAUCUCAAGACAGGGACACGGUAAAUGUGUAAAAUGUUUGCAGAAAUCAUUUAUGAACAUAAAUGUAAAGAAAUAUAUAUAUCCUAUUGAAUUCAAAGAAGUUAAAUGAUCUAAUUGAAGUUUUUCUUUCUUUUUUUAUUCWUAUCAAUGUGUUAUUUAAAUCCAUUUGGUUGCAAAGACAUUAGUUUCCUAAAACCAGCUGGAAGAGCRGAGGAAAUAUGGGAUUGCACUGCUGCAUAAAAAUUCAAACUAAUGAGCCAAAACACUCYGGGCUCUUUACAUCCAUCAGCUACUGGAAUUUAUUUUGAGUCUCCUUCUGUAUAUACUGUACUUAUUUGUUCUAGAAAUGCAGCAGACGUUCUUCUAAAAAUGCACUGACGCUUACAUUGAACUUGCUCAAAGCUCAUGCAUUUUACUUUUAUUGCUAAUUUUGAGGUUUGGUUCUUUUUGCAUGUAAUCCUGGAUUGCAUGUGCCUUAUCUGUGAAGGUUCCACUUAGAAAUAUAUCUAAGCCAAAUUCUUUUAAGCUGGAAAUAAGAAAAAGAUUUCGAGUCAAAGCUCAGGUUAAAGUCGUGUUGCAAAGUGCAUCGUUUAAUUAUAAUUACGCACAGACACAGUAAGAAGAAUGCUGUUACUAAUGCAGAGAUGUUAAGCAACCUAACCAACUUUUGCAUUUUCUAAUUAGCUGAAAKAGUUAUCUAUUUGUUUUUGAUAGAACUACCUGUUGGUUUAUUAUGAACCAUUAGAGUCAAAAUAUAUAAUUUUAGCAACUAAACCAAUGAGCUGACACGAGCUAAGCUGCUGCACAAAGAUCUUUGCACCAACCUCAUAUUUUAAUGUGAUGAUUAGUGAAGCCUUAAAUAAACAGUGAUGUCAAAACAGCACCUCUSUGAUAACCGCGUUACAAUGUUUAUGCAAUUUUUUUYCCCCUUCUACGACGAUAUGCAAAUCAAUUCUCUCUGUAUUUCAAAUUAGACAGUGAACGUCUGAAUGCUUCGUGGAUGCUUUAUGAUGGUUUAGCAUGUGUUUAACGUGUCAUUUGCUGAAUUAAAAAGUWAAUAAAUUAUUUUUAACCAAA